This is a messenger RNA of Candidula unifasciata, 600 nucleotides long. The record is from the annotation of a GenBank genome assembly. Lineage: Eukaryota; Metazoa; Mollusca; Gastropoda; Stylommatophora; Geomitridae.
AUGCCUGAACAGUCCAACGACUACCGGGUGGUGGUCUUCGGUGCUGGUGGAGUCGGCAAAAGCUCGCUGGUUCUGAGGUUCGUCAAAGGCACUUUCAGGGAGAACUACAUUCCGACCAUAGAGGAUACCUACAGACAGGUGUGUGUUGUUGACAGACAGGUGUUAUGCACACUUCAGAUUACAGAUACAACAGGAAGCCAUCAGUUUCCAGCAAUGCAGCGCCUGUCAAUCUCAAAAGGCCACGCCUUUAUAUUAGUAUAUUCAAUAUCUAGUCGUCAGUCAUUGGAGGAACUGAAACCAAUCAGAGAUGAGAUCAUAGAAAUGAAGGGAGAUAUUGAAGGCAUUCCUGUGAUGUUAGUAGGGAAUAAAUGUGACGAUGUGAAUAGAGAAUGUACAGUGCAAGAAGGAAUAGAGUUAGCAAAACGGUGGAAUUGUGCUUUCUUGGAAACUUCUGCAAAGACCAAUCAUAAUGUCAAAGAACUGUUUCAGGAGCUGCUUCAGCUGGAGAAAAGGCGGGCAGUUAGUCUGCAGUUGGAAACAAACAAAUCCAAGUCACAGAAAAGGCGGGACAAAUUGAAGGGAAAAUGUGCCCUGAUGUGA